Messenger RNA from Scaptodrosophila lebanonensis, 735 nucleotides. RefSeq lists its product as uncharacterized. The record is from RefSeq and is a predicted model, not a curated record. Bases 1 to 735 code for a protein of 244 amino acids. The transcript has 2 exons. NCBI's taxonomy places the organism in Eukaryota, Metazoa, Arthropoda, Insecta, Diptera, Drosophilidae.
AUGUCUAACUUGACUAUUUUGCUGCUCUCUGCUGCUUGCCUCGCCUUGACCGCUGCCCAGACAACGGCUCCAGGACCGGAGGCUCGCCGCUUGGCCCGGGAUUAUCCUCUGAUCGGUAUAUUGCCACGUUUCUUCUCCCGCCUGGACAACGACCGCCCGCAGCAGCAACCUCAGAUUAUUUUUCUGCAGGCACCCAAUCAGAAUCAGAACCAGAAUCAGCAGCAAAUACCCCCAUAUUUCUGGCCGACAUUUCCAAGUCGUCCCAAUCAACGUCCUCCCUUCAAUUAUCCUGGCUUUGAUACAGGGUCAGAUAGUGGGUCUCCAUCUAUUGUCAUCGUCAAUCCGAACAACAUGCAGGGCCUUUACUUCCCCAUCAACAGCUCCAGUCAAGCGAUCCCCGCAGCUGCUGCUGGCGGAAGAGCUGCUGGUAAUCGCUUUGGCGCGGGUUUUGUAUCCGUUAAUGAUCUAUUACAGAGUCUGAGCCAUGCUAAUGCCGACGAUGAUGAAUCUGGCGACGAUCAAAUAAUUCAACCCACUAUCAUCGACUCUGCACACCAUGCGGACAACUCUGCCGAUGAUGUCAGCGAGGACGAGCUGGGUCUGUUGGAGCGCCAGGCGGCACGUGGUCUGAGUCCCAAGCAUUUGGUCGCAUUGCUCACACAGGAUAAGCAACGCAAGCGCUUCCAGGAGGCCGCUGCAGGCAUCUACUUGAAGAACUUCAAUUUGCAUAAAUAA